Messenger RNA from Phaeodactylum tricornutum CCAP 1055/1, 3341 nucleotides. RefSeq lists its product with no specific name. The coding region runs from base 103 to 3279 and encodes 1058 amino acids. NCBI's taxonomy places the organism in Eukaryota, Bacillariophyta, Bacillariophyceae, Surirellales, Neidiaceae. The record is from RefSeq and is a predicted model, not a curated record. The transcript has a single exon.
UUUUGUCCCUUUUGGUGCUCUCGACACGCAUCAAGGCGCAUCUUGGACUAGCAAACUUUGCUCACAGAGAUACAGAGAUCUAGAGGAUCCAUGUGAAGCAUCAUGAAUCGACUUCGGAAGCCUGGAUUCUUGAAAGUUUUCGAAGUUACAGCUGAAAAGGAUCAUUGUCGCUUACUUGAUACCGAAGACGAAUCAUGUCUCACUGUAAAUGACGAAACUCUACGAUUUCGCCCGCCAGGGCUUGGGGGAGAGUCUGGGGAAAGCGAAAAAGACAGCGUCACGUCGCAUCAGCGAAGGAAAAAUCGAUCACAACUUCGAAAACAGACAGAACAGAAUAGUCUGGGCGGGAAGAUGCUAGCAAAGGAAGUGAGAAAACAAGUGCAGAGAAAGGGAGAAAUGACCAGUGAAGAUCGAGAAGUUCCUCGAGAUGUGAAUACGGAUAUGCAUGCAGUAUUGGUCCAUGUUCAUGAGGGCCGUGACCAUGAAGCAACGCAACGUAAAGAGAAAGAUCCUGAGGGAAUGGAGACACGUCAUAAACAGACCGCAAUUCCAACAUUUCUUAAACCGAAAGAGAUUAGAUCAUUGGAGCCAACAAUGACCCCACGAAAUCCAAACCUGGCUCGUAGAUUCUUUUCUCGACGAAAUCUUAAAGAAAUGAAUAGCAUAGAAUUGGACACGGUAAAACCUGAAAUGGAAGUUGCUGUAAAAGAGAUCUUAGGCGACGACAACGUGACCUUUUCACAAAUUGUUCUAGAAGAGGUCGUCCCUGAUCUCAAACUACAUACUGAAGAGCUGAAGAAUUUGAACAUCGAGAAAUCGCCGACUAACUGUAAAACAGAUUCUUUGGGCGCCUCCUCCCAGACAGACCACAGUAUAAUAAGAAUCGCAGAGACGAGAGAUAUAGUGAUUGAAGAAAGUGAAACAUCGCGCUCUGGAUCGCAAAUCGGGUCUAAAAAAUCAUCGGACCUGUAUCUUUCUAGCCUACCAGAAAAACAGUUUGACCAGCGCCACGUUGAGGAGCAUUGCAAGAACGGGAAUGCAUCUCCAAUACUGAAAAGCUCUAAUAAAAUUGAAGGAACUACGGAAGCGAAAGCUAAAGCAAAGUUAACAUUGGCAAACAUCUGGGAGAAAAGAACCAAACAUGAGUCGAAGGAAGCUGUUGAUCCAACUCACUCAUGUCGUCGCAAAAUUGCAAGAGGCACCAGUACACGGUGCGGGAACGAAGCUAGAGCAACGAGAAGAUCUGACUCUGUUGUUCGGGUGUCAAUGGAAGCGACGAAGACAGCUGGGGCGGUGUUGACUGUCACAAAUUCCGGAAAAGGGCAACCAUUGUUGCAACAAAGAUUGUCAGAAUCAGAACGGGACUUGAUUGACAAAGCGAACGUCUUCGGAAAUCUUCUUGGAACAUCAGUUAGUCCCUUCUAUUCUCCGUCAAACUGCUUGAUCGCUUCCGACAAUGAUUCGAGGCUAGAAAAAGAUCAUGGCCAUCGCUUGCUGGCGAGGCCGUGCUCUGACAAUAGUAUGAUUCGAUCUCAGAGUAGCAAAGUGGCAAAAAAUGACUUAUUCAUUCAAAAGUCGGGUCUGAACCUUAGUUUGGAGGCGGACAAAUUGUGUGUAUUCAGUCCAAAAGAAGGUGCUCCUCUCCGAUCAUUGAAACCCAAUGAAGUUGGAAGAAAGCCUACUAUCGACAAAAGCCUGCGUGUCCAGGCUAAGAAAAAUGUACGUAAGCGACUUUCAAAAUUGUCAACUUCAUGCCCCUCUUCAGCUGAGAAUUUAGUCGCAGCUGGUGAUACAGCUUCUUCUGAGAUCUUGCCAUUGGAGGGUGCUGACAGCGCUGCCGGAUGUGGCUUUCACAACAUCCUAGCAUCUGACACAGAGCUUGACAAAAUGCGCUAUCGCAAAACGAAGCUAGAGCACCAGAGAGACUCCAAAAGCGUUCUACCGGAAUCGACCAUGGCGACUAGUAUGUGUACACUACCACAUGUACCCGUCUCGAGAGAACUAACUCCGUCAAAGCUACCAAAAGAUUGUUUGAUGCGUUCUAGCCGCCUUGCUGAACGCACAGUAGCAGAAAGCAGUGCUGUGAUCUCUUGGAAAAGAUCCAAUACUCUGGGUUGCGACCCUUCCAGCAACAAUUUUGGUGUAUCAACCAAUUUUAGAGCCGUACCGAAGUCUGCAUCUACUCGCCGAGUGUCUCUUGGAGCCAGCUCUUCAAUUCGCAGGACAUCGCUAGGGGGUAGCCCUUCGUCACCACGACGACAAUCGCUUGGAGUUGGAUAUGGCGGAGCGCAUAUGGCCAGGAGUCCUACGCGCGGUCGGCAUAAAAGGAAAACAUGUCUAAGUCUAGGCCAAAGUGUGCCUGAGACACAAGGCAUGUCUAUACAAUUGGUGAACGCAUACCGGGGUUGUGGCAACGAAGCGAGUUCCAGUCUUCCAGUGACCGUUGAGGCCACGAAGAGCAAGAAUCAGCAAACCGCAAGUGUAAAUUUUGCAGAGAUUCCAGAUAUAACCGAAUUGCGCGACAAAUUAUCCAUUGACAUUAAGAAGGCAAAAGAAGGCACAACUCAGCUGCAUCGUAACAGAGAAACUUGUUCUGACACUGCUUUUGACAACGACUGUGGUAAAAUCAAGUCAACAGACGAAGUGGAAUCGAAUCGCCAUUGCUCGCUAGCGACAGCUAUCGAGGAAGGGAUGUGUAGCUUGGAACGCACUCUCUCGACAAUUGAAACAUAUAUUGCCGAAGCUGCCCCAACGGAUCUAAGGCUUGAUACAGUAGACGACGAAUACACUGCAGUGACUACUACAGAGAACCUCGUUGGAGAUAAAAUGAAUGAUUCUGGUUCCUCUGGAGCUAGCUGUAAGCGAGGGACCCACACUUUUGGACGAAGCGAAACCGAUGAUGAUCGCAACGACACUAGCUGUAAAGAGGUGAAUUGUCCUUUGCAGAAAAAAGAAUCGAACCCAGGAGGUUCUUUAAAGUUUCCGAUUCUCCUGGCUGAGAUUCCCUUUGUUUCUAUCAACGGAGAAAGCUCCGUCUUUGAUCAAGGUUACAGAGCCAAGCACGAUGAAAGUGACGUUCUCGACCGAGAUUUUGAAAAAGUUCGGCGCACCGAAGAAUAUUCGCGCCUUACUCUAGAGUUGAACGAAUCUAACUUUCUACUACAAGAAGCGCGUCUUCAGGUGAAACAGCUCGAAGGGAAGACUCAUUUUGUUCGCGAAAAAUUGGAUAUACUACAGCAGAAGUAUCCUGAUUUGAGGGCAUCGAGUCCAUUAAAAUGAAUGUCGUGACAAGGCUCCAACCGUUUACAAAUUAAAUAUCAGUUAAGCUAGUCUUUGGUUUU